UGUCAUGCGCUCAUGUUUUGUUUUUCGUUUCGGCUGCAGAGUGCGGAUUAAACGGAAAAAUUUCGAAGUGCUCGUUUUUAUUUUUGGUGACCUCGAAAUACCAUCUUAAAUGCCAUGACACGAUCGAAAAGUGUAUCGACGGAUCGUUUCGGUCGAUCCAACAAUAUAGAAAAUCGAGGGCGCAGAAGCCCAAUCCGUGCACCAACUCCUGGGGCACGCCGCCGCGGGGGUAAUUUCGUUCCGCGAGAUCGGACCGGAAAUUAUCGUUCUAGAUACUCACCAUCAGAGAAACGCGCGACGCGUCGUUAUCGUUUGUCCGAUUUUUAUUGCCUGGGUGUUUUCGGUAUGAGCGGAAUUACGGUUGAAACGGACCUUCGGAAAAUGUUCGAAAGAUACGGACCGAUCGAGCGAAUUAUCGUCAUCUACGAUCAGAGAACUGGAGAAUCGCGUAACUUCGGUUUCGUUUAUUUCCGGGACCGGCGAGAUGCUUGGAGAGCUCGGGACAAUUGCAAUGGGGCGCUGUUACAUGGCCGUCGGAUUCGGGUUGACGAUUCCCUUACCAAGGCACCACAUCCUAGCACUCCUGGAGAGUACAAGGGGACUGAUAGAUUGCGGCGUGGCGAAGCUCGUUUCAGGGAUCGUCGUAACGAUCGGCGUGCAAGAAGCCGAUCAACAUCCAACAUGAACUCAAGAUAUAGACGCGCACGUUCCUAAGCUUUUCUUCUCGACGAUGCUAGCCAUGAAAAAUUGCUAGAAAUUGAAAGAAUUCAUUAAUCAACAACAUUCUGUUAUUUUGCAAAAACCAACAAAAAUGAUUCAGGUUAGUCACUACAGAAAUUUACUUCAAUUUUUCUUUUUAUUUAAUUCUUUCGUUGAUUUCCAUUUGUUUAUGUUAUAGAAGAAAAGGUUUAAAAUAAACAAACCCUGAUUAUUUCCAAACUUCUAAUAAAUCUAUAAAAGUUAAGGUAAUUUUCUGCCAGUUCAAAAACUGACAGAGGUUUUGAAAAUCUUACAUGACAAUUUC
Molecule: messenger RNA, 1024 nt
Organism: Uranotaenia lowii
Lineage: Eukaryota; Metazoa; Arthropoda; Insecta; Diptera; Culicidae
Product: transformer-2 protein homolog alpha-like
Exons: 3
Coding region: 115-714 (199 amino acids)
Biological process (GO): positive regulation of mRNA splicing, via spliceosome
Cellular component (GO): spliceosomal complex
Molecular function (GO): RNA binding
Source: RefSeq, a predicted model, not a curated record